AUGUCCCCCCUGUCAGUGGGGACGAGUAUGGCGCACGACCGAGCGUCCAAGAUGGCCGAGAUGUUUGAUCCCGACGCGCGAUACCUCGUCCUCACGCGUUCCAGUUCUACUCGGAUGCCAGGGGCCAUGCCGCCUGGGAAAGGGGAUGGCGACGGCGUUGUGGGGUUGGAUGGUGACAUUGUGGGGUUCGCGAGCUUUCGAUUCGAUACGGAGGAUACGAUGGGGUCGCAAGAUGUCGAGGUCGUGUAUUGUUACGAGCUGCAGUUGUCGGAACAGGCGCGCGGGAUGGGUCUCGCCGCAAUCCUCAUGGCGGAACUGGAGGCAAUCGGCGCUAGGAGGGGCAUGACAAAGUCGAUGCUCACAUGUUUGACAAACAACACGGCCGCGCUGGCAUUCUACGCCAAAGCAGGGUACACGCCCGAUGAGAUUGAUCCCACCCGCAUAGCAGAAGAGGGGGGGUGGGAGGACGUCGACUCUGACGGCGAAGACCGGCGGCCCGACUACCGUAUCAUCUCCAAACUACUUUAA
Molecule: messenger RNA, 528 nt
Organism: Cutaneotrichosporon cavernicola
Lineage: Eukaryota; Fungi; Basidiomycota; Tremellomycetes; Trichosporonales; Trichosporonaceae
Exons: 3
Coding region: 1-528 (175 amino acids)
Cellular component (GO): nucleus
Molecular function (GO): protein N-terminal-serine acetyltransferase activity; histone H4 acetyltransferase activity; histone H2A acetyltransferase activity
Source: RefSeq, a predicted model, not a curated record